This is a messenger RNA of Cuscuta europaea, 4362 nucleotides long. The record is from the annotation of a GenBank genome assembly. Lineage: Eukaryota; Viridiplantae; Streptophyta; Magnoliopsida; Solanales; Convolvulaceae.
UGAAAAUGGGAUGAUGAUCUGUGCGAUAGCUUUCCCUCUUGACGUGUCUUCUCUCCUGGAAGCUGAAAUCUCUAUGGCGUUGUAUGCUAUGAAGUGGGCCAUUUCGAAAGGUUUUUCUAGUUUCAUGGUGGCAAUGGAUGCGGAUAUAGCUGUGCAAUACAUUGAAGAUGGAGGAGCUGGUAGGUGGAAGGUCGAUUUUAAGGAAAGUAUACUUGUUGCCCGGAGGAAGAGGAUCCGAUUUUCCCAUGUUUCAAUCCUUUAAUAAUGUUUCAGACUUACCUAUUGUUCCAAAAAAAAGGCGGAAUCUCCCACCCCAGGAGCCCCCCACCCCGACCCGACAGGAUGGUGGGGAGGUUAGUCACGGUGACUCAGUCAGCAGAAUGGCAGUAGGCCCAUACACACGUGCGCACCAGAGGCCCAGCCUUAUUUCAGGUUCUGUGACAUCCAUCCGGUCGCUACGGGGAUUCGAACCUUGGUCCAUUGUUCCAAAUCUCCCACCACUCGAUCAACUGAACUACCCGUGCGGGUAUGUUUCAGAGUUACCUAGAUUAGCCCAACAGAGUUACCUUGAAGGCUUAUCGAACCUUCAAGGUAGGAGGGGCUGGGGGCAUCGACCAGGCAGAUGUGGGUGGGAUUUUUAAAUUUACAAAAACUGAACCCUAUCCGAUUUUCUCCUAAUAGGUGUUUCUGUGUCCGAUCAGAACCGAAGCCAACCUCCAUCCUCCCUCAUCUCUCUCAUUCGAGCUGCGCAAACUCGCAAAGUUUCCGCUUUUCAAUUCUCCCGAUCUCGCGAACGACGCGAAAAUACGCAGAUACAAUCUUCUCGGGUCGUUUCAGUGGUAUACGAGGAUGGCUAAAACAGCAAGGGAAGAACAAAUAAGCAUCGACAUAGAAGCACAAAGUAUAAAGAUACAGAAGAAAGAUCUGCAAAGCGGCGUCGGAAAGACUCUCUGUGUGCUUACGUUCCAUGAACUAUAUGUGGUUAAUAUAAACACAAAUUGUUUCGGGAUUGGCGGAAUCAGCAACAAUGAUAUUUGCACUGCAAUAGAUCUGCCAAAUUUGAUAAUGGGUAUGGUGGCAAUUAAGUCUAAGAUAUUGUUGGUAGGCGGUCAAGAGCUUAUUAAAGAUGGUAUUGGUAAACGCUUUCGUACAGAUCGUAAAUAUAAUCAAUUUUUUUCCAGUAAAGUCUAUGAGCUGAAGCAAGAUACCAAGUCCAUGACAGUAGCUGCUUCAGAGGUCAUCCCGAAUCUAAAUGAGGGAAAGGGAAUGCCCAUUGUCCAAAAAUUCGGCAGCAAGAUAUUUGUACUCCAUAGCAUGGGCCAUUUCAAACCAAAUGUGCGCAAUUCUUGUACCGAAAAAUGCAUUUUUGAAGUAUAUGAUUUUUCUUCUCCUACAGAAGGGUGGGUUGCUAAAUUAUAUACGCCUAUCCAUGAUAUCGUUGAAUCCUCGGGGUGUUACACAGUGAAUAUGUACUGUCGAGUCGGGGACAAGUUAUACUUGAAUGUCGACAGUUCACGUGCAGUGAAGUCCUUUAUUUUAGAUCUAAAGACAGAGAAAUGGUCUGAGGAUGAUUGCUUUUUUGCUAAGUGGACUUUUCGUGCCCUGUUAGAAGUUGGUGUCUCUGUUCCGGGUUUAGAUCAUGGACAGCAUGUCAUUCUUGGAUGUAAAGGGAAUGAGUGGUCCGAAUUCCCACAAUUUUAUGCUUCGCUUUUCACUGAAGGAAAAGGGUUUUCUUGCUAUCAAAGGAUUGAUGACAUCUUCUCUUUGGGAGAAGAGGAGUUAGGUUUUGCAAGCUGUGGAUUUCUUGAGUUGGGGAAUGGUGAGUUCUUUGGCAUCAUGAUAUGUCUGAAUAUAAAAGUGAAGGACUUCUAUCUUGUUGUAUCAACAUUUUGCCUUGACGUGAUUACUACACCUGCACUCUCAUUUCCUCUUUCUGUAAAGUAUCCUUCGGAAACCAAUUUCCUUAGGGUUAACCUCAGGAACCAGCAAAUGUUCAAAUUGGAAAUGCCUCACCGUGAAUACCCAUUUAUUUGUGGAGCAGCAGUUCUUUAGGAGUGGGCUGAUUACUCACGAUGGUUAAACCCAGUAAGAAUCAGGGAGAGGGGUCUAGCUCAAAUAAGGAUAAGGAUCCUGCUUGGCAGUAUGGAAUUAAAUUGAAUCCUCCGGCAGGAAAGACUGGUUAUGUAUAUGCAAAAUGCAAAUAUUGCAAUAAGGUGAUCACCAGUGGAGUGGGGAGACUUAAAGAGCACCUUGCGGGAACACAUAAAAAUGUGGCGCCAUGCAAAAGUGUUCCGGAAAAUGUUAAAAAGGAUGUGCUAGCAAUGUUGAAGAACUAUCAAGAUCAGAAACACGUUAACCUGAAGUUUUUUGAUGAAAUGGUAGAUUCUGGCUCGUACUUUGGAACUGGAGUAACUGGACCUCAACCGCGUGGGCCUAUUGAUCGCCACCGCAAAAGAGCCCCUGCAAAGAAUGUUUGUUUCUAAACAGUGGACUUCAAGUCGUUAUGCAAAAUUAGUUGAGGGGAAGGAGGUUAAAAAGAUUGUGAUGGAUGACAGAACGUUUUGGCCUGGGGUUGCUUACUCAAUAAAAACAUCAAGGCCAUUAGUUGAAGUUUUGAGGAUUGUUGAUGGUGAUGAGCCUGCAAUGGGAUUCAUCUACGGUGCUAUGGAUUCUGCAAAAGAAAAAAUUGCAGAAAAUUUUGGAAAUCAAUAUUCCACUUAUAGUGAGAUUUGGAAGAUAAUUGAUGAGAAGUGGGAGCACCAACUACAUCGGGACUUGCAUGCUGCAGCGUAUUAUUUGAAUCCCAGAUUCAAAUGGGAGGAUGACUUCUCUACUAAUGUGGAGGUUAAGAAAGGUUUGUAUGCUUGUAUGGAGAGGCUUAUUUCUGAUAGUAGUGAUUUUAACCAAGCUGAUGCACAAAUGGAUGAAUAUCGAUACAAGCGUGGACUUUUCGGAAUGAGGGCGGCUCAAAAUUCAUAUAAAACACGUCCCCCAGUGGAAUGGUGGGAUCAAUUUGGAGAUCAUAUUCCAGAACUACGGGCUUUUGCGGUCAAAAUUCUUGGCUUGACGUGUUCUUCUUCCGCUUGUGAACGAAAUUGGAGCACAUUCAAUCAAGUCCAUACGAAGAGAAGGAAUCGUCUUUCAGCCAUUAAGUUGAAUAGUUUGGUAUUUAUAAUGUUCAACAAGAAGUUGAAGUUUAGGAAGAGCAGAUUACAAAAGAAAGAGGAUAAUUUGAUCUUCGAUAAUGUAUCAUCUGAUGAUGAGUGGAUUGCUGAACCGAAUGCAGAUGAUGGAGAAAGUGUGGAUGCACGUGAUGAACUUGCAUUAGUUGUUGAUGAAAUGGACAACGAAUUCAGAGGGGUGGACCUUACAGUUGGAACUGAAGAAGAUAAUGAGGCCCGUGAAAAUGAAGGAGAUGACAAUGAGAAUGACAUUACUAAUUUGGAUACUCAUGAAGAGGACGAUAGGCUUAGUUUUGAAGAUUAAUAGUUCCAAUUUGUCAAUUUGCAAACUUAAACUCCUAAACUUUUAUUUUCUUGUCUUAGAAUUUUAAUGUUUUAUGUUCUUUUGAGUUUUGACUUUGGUAUUUCAGUUUUAUAUUAUUUGGACUUGAAUAUUUUGUAGUUAUGAUAUUUUUACUUGUGAUUUUGUUUAGAUAUGUUAUUGUUAUGAAUUAUCUAUACCUUCUAAUAUGUCAUAGGCUUGUAGAUACACUUAAGCAAUUAAAUUUCGGGGCUUACGCCUCGUUACGCCUCGAGGCUUACGCCUCGGAAGGCUACCCCCGAACGCCUCGAGGCCCGAUUUCGCCUUUCAAAACCUUGCAUAUAAUUAUGUAUUCUGCAUAUAUAGUCUCAGUAGCAGCUGUCAUCCCGCUAUCGACUAUACAACCUGUGAUAGCGUUUUCAUGGUUGGCCGCUAAGCUCCACUAUCCGCGAUUGAUGGCACUGGCUCAAAAACCUUAUAAUUUAUCCCAAGAGCACUCCAUUGGUGUAUGCGUUUUUAGGAAAGAACAAAAAUUUCCGAACUUCUCUUUGCUACUUAUUUAUGAGAAUUGGCUUAAACUCUUAUGUGUUUUUUAAGCCUUUGAUUAAAAAACUAAUCCAUUUAUUUGACCUUUCAAUGAUAGCAGAUUGGAUGGUGAUUAUUAGACAGACAAACAAGAUUAUCCUGGGGUCUCCAAGAAAUCUUUAUUGCUUACUAUGUAUUUUAGCAGGCAGGUGAUGUUUGGCAGUUAUUUAUAGAUAGUGCAAUUGUGAUUUAUAUGUUCUUGUUUGUAGAGGGCAAACUCAAAUGUCCAAUCUGAACCCAAAUGGGAUUGGAAGAUUUCUGUGAUAUUCCUAUUAGUUAUGACUCUUCAAUUUG